GGCCCGGCGGCCAUGGCGGCCAUGGCGGUCGUGGUGCCCGAUUACGAGUUGGCCGAGCUGUAUACGCGCGCGUUCCGCGUGGGCGCCCUGGGCCUCGGCUGGCGGCGGCUGCUGGGGCCGCCCGACCUCUCGCUGGCGGCGGAGGCGGAAGAGGAGGAGGAGGAGGACGCGGCCGCGGCGGCGGCGCUGGGUUGCGCGCCGGGCACGGCGGCCGAGGUGCGCGCCGUCUGCAGCAUUGAUAUGUUAAUGUCUUCUGAGAAAGAAGAGGACCCAGAUGUUAUUCCUGAAGAUAGCAGUCUGCUCACUCUUCGAAUUCGGAAGAAGGCCUUAGAGAGGAGAGAAGAAACAAUUAUUGUGGAUCGGGCUUGCAGACAAGAAACUCUUACUUAUGAGAUGGAGUCACAUGCAACUGGAAAGAGGCCAGAUGAUCCAACAGAUCUAAUUGAGGAGGGAGAACUACUUUUAACUCUGAACAUCUUUUAUCCUCUUAUAUUUCAGAAGCAUAAAGAUCACAAACCCUUCCAAACAGUCCUUGUACUGGGCAGCCAGAAGCUCACUGAACUGAGAGACUCGAUUUCCUGUGUCAGUGACCUCCAGAUAGGUGGUGAGUUCAGCAGUCAGCCAGAUCAAGCACCAGAGCACAUCAGCAAGGAUCUCUACAAAUCUGCCUUCUUCUAUUUUGAAGGCAUCUUUUAUAAUGAUAAAAGAUACCCGGAGUGCAGAGAUCUGAGCAGAACAAUUAUAGAGUGGUCAGAAUCUCAUGAUAGAGGCUAUGAAAAUCUUCAGUCUGUCAAGAUGGAGGACUAUGUAUUUAAUGAUUUAUCCCUCAAAAUUGGCUUUCCAUACCUUUACUGUCACCAAGGGAACUGUGAACACAUCAUUAUAAUCACAGAUAUAAGGCUUAUUCAUCAUGAUGACUGUCUGGAUAGGAAUCUGUAUCCCUUGCUGGUCAAGAAACAUUGGCUAUGUACCAGAAAAUGUUUUGUGUGCAAGAUGUAUACAGCAAGGUGGGUAACCAACAGAGACAGUCUGGCACCAGAGGAUCCUUGUUUCUUCUGUGAUGUUUGUUUUCGGAUGCUCCAUUAUGAUGCAGAAGGCAAUAAACUGGGAGAGUUUCUUGCAUAUCCUUAUGUUGAUCCUGGGAUUUUCAACUGAAACUGACAUGUG
Messenger RNA from Melozone crissalis (California towhee), 1167 nucleotides. It is a transcript of the gene SNAPC3, whose product is annotated as small nuclear RNA activating complex polypeptide 3. The record is from RefSeq and is a predicted model, not a curated record. Lineage: Eukaryota; Metazoa; Chordata; Aves; Passeriformes; Passerellidae. The transcript is spliced from 9 exons. Gene Ontology annotation, molecular function: RNA polymerase II cis-regulatory region sequence-specific DNA binding; bent DNA binding; core promoter sequence-specific DNA binding. Gene Ontology annotation, biological process: snRNA transcription by RNA polymerase III; snRNA transcription by RNA polymerase II. Gene Ontology annotation, cellular component: snRNA-activating protein complex. The coding region runs from base 13 to 1155 and encodes 380 amino acids.